Messenger RNA from Phragmites australis (common reed), 1492 nucleotides. RefSeq names its product monooxygenase 3. NCBI's taxonomy places the organism in Eukaryota, Viridiplantae, Streptophyta, Magnoliopsida, Poales, Poaceae. Gene Ontology annotation, molecular function: FAD binding. The record is from RefSeq and is a predicted model, not a curated record. Bases 37 to 1344 code for a protein of 435 amino acids. The transcript has 5 exons.
UCUCCAAUUACUGCCCAAGAAACAACUGCCGUUGCCAUGGCAUUGGCUGCCUCCCUCUCCUACCCUCUGCUUCGCUCGUACUCGUCUCCUCGCCGCCGCCACCGCCGCAGUGCCGUGGCCGCCUCGCUGCGACCGGAGGAGGGUAUCGUCAUCGUGGGCGCGGGCGUGGCGGGUCUGGCCACGGCGCUCGCCCUGCGCCGGCUCGGCGUGGCGGCCGCCGUGCUGGAGCAGGGCGCGACCCUGCGCGCCGGCGGAACGUCCCUGACGCUGUUCAAGAACGGGUGGCGCGUGCUGGACUCCAUCGGCGUCGCCGACGAGCUCCGCGCCAAGUACCUCCGCAUCCAGGGGAUGAGGAUGCGAUCGCCGGCGGCGGGCGGGCGGGAUUUGCGCGAAUUCUCCUUCGAGGAAGAAGCUCCCGGACAGGAAGUGCGUGCGGUGGAGAGAAGAGUUCUUCUCGAGACGCUUGCUUCGAAGCUGCCACCAGGCACGAUAUCAUUCUCAUCGAAACUGAAAUCGAUUGCAGAGCAAGGUCCUGAUGGCACCCUGCUGGAACUCGAAGACGGGAGACAGGUUCUCGCAAAGAUCGUGAUCGGCUGCGACGGCGUGAACUCGCCGAUCGCGAGGUGGAUGGGCUUUUCGGAGCCCCGAUACGUCGGGCACAUGGCGUUCCGGGGACUCGCGGAGUACGCCGACGGCCAACCAUUUGAGCCCAAGGUGAACUACAUCUACGGCCGGGGGGUCCGUGCCGGCUUUGUCCCGGUAUCCCCUACCAAGGUCUAUUGGUUCAUCUGCUUCAAUAGACCAGAUCCAGGGCCAAAGGUCACCGACCCGGCAGCGCUCAAGAGCGAGGCGCUGGACCUCGUCCGCGGCUGGCCAUCCGACCUCCUCGCCGUCAUGCGAAGCACGCCCGAGGGCGCCGUCGUGAGGACGCCCCUCGUGGACAGGUGGCUCUGGCCGGGGCUGGCCCCGCGGGCGUCGAGGGGCAGCCGCGUGGUGCUGGCCGGCGACGCGUGGCACCCUAUGACGCCCAACCUCGGCCAGGGCGCGUGCUGCGCGCUCGAGGACGCCGUCGUCCUGGCGCGCCGCCUCGCCGCGGCCGCGGACGCGGACGCUGCCGGAGUCGAAGCGGCGAUGCGCGGGUACGAGGCGGAGCGGUGGGCGCGCGUGUUCCCGCUGACGGCGCGCGCGGGGCUCGUCGGCGCGCUGGUGCAGUGGGAGAACGCGGCGGUGUGCGCGGCGCGCGACGGCGUGGUGAUCCCGAGGCUCGUCAGGCUGGGGCCGUUCCUGGAGCACACCAACUUCGAGUGCGACCUGCUUGAACCGGCGGCAGCGGCGUCGCCAUGAUCGAAAGGCUGUGGGCGGGCGACUCCAUAGUCCUUAUAUUAUUUGCGAUCGUUUACGAUAAUUAGCCAGCACAAAUUGUUGUAUAAUGUACAUAUAUAUACGGCAUGCAUGGACUCCAUAAAAUUUAGACAUUGCGAAUUUAUUAUUA